Molecule: messenger RNA, 5943 nt
Organism: Archocentrus centrarchus (flier cichlid)
Lineage: Eukaryota; Metazoa; Chordata; Actinopteri; Cichliformes; Cichlidae
Gene: skia
Product: v-ski avian sarcoma viral oncogene homolog a
Exons: 7
Coding region: 417-2615 (732 amino acids)
Biological process (GO): negative regulation of transforming growth factor beta receptor signaling pathway; negative regulation of transcription by RNA polymerase II; negative regulation of BMP signaling pathway
Cellular component (GO): transcription regulator complex; cytoplasm; nucleus
Molecular function (GO): DNA-binding transcription factor activity, RNA polymerase II-specific; SMAD binding; RNA polymerase II cis-regulatory region sequence-specific DNA binding
Source: RefSeq, a predicted model, not a curated record
GCGGGGGCAGAUAGAGUGGAUCGUUCGUCCUCGACAGCGCCGAGAACCUCAAAUAAGGAUUUGUUUUAAUCGAGCUGUAUCGACGCACAGCUCCCGCUUUCGUUUCAUUUUCGCCUGCUCGGUGUUCGAAUGUGACAAACGGAACUUUUCGCCUCAGUGGAGUUUAGAAAGCUGUCUUUUCAAAUAUGGACAGUCGGCGAACUGCUACAGGGAGCGACGGGUCGGUGUUCACUCAGAUACAGGAAUAAAACUGCAGACUUGCAGCUGGGACUUUUUACUGGAUGUUUGAUGAAGCGCUUCGCAAAUCUGAUCAGUUCUGGGACACUGUGGAUUUACCAGGUUGGAGGACGGAUAGACACUUGUGAUUCCCGGUCGACGAUAAGAAGGAUUUACGCAUCUGAAGUUGCAGGAAAAGCAUGGAGACUGUAAGUCGGCCGAGCUUCCAGCCUCAUCCGGGACUGCAACAAACUCUCAAGCAGUUUCACCUCAGCUCUAUGAGCUCUUUGGGCGGACCGGCUGCUUUCUCUGCUCGGUGGCAGCAUGAGCUACUCUUUAAGAAGGACGGCAAGGAGCCCGAGCCAGUUCUGCAGCAUCUGCCGCCGCCCGUGAUGCCGGGCCCACUCUUCAUUCCGUCAGACCGCUCCACUGAGAGGUGCGAGACGGUUCUGGAAGGGGAGACCAUCUCUUGCUUUGUGGUCGGCGGGGAGAAACGACUGUGCCUGCCGCAGAUCCUUAACACGGUGCUGCGGGACUUCACCCUGCAGCAGAUCAACUCGGUGUGCGACGAACUGCACAUUUACUGCUCCCGGUGCACGGCGGACCAGCUGGAGAUCCUCAAAGUCAUGGGGAUCCUGCCCUUCUCGGCGCCGUCCUGCGGUCUCAUCACUAAGACGGACGCAGAACGGCUCUGCAACGCCCUGAUCUAUGGAGGCGCUUACCCGCCGCGCUGCAAGAAGGAGCUGAACGGAGGCUCGCUGGAGCUGCAGUUCACCGACAGGAGCUUCAAAGUCUAUCACGAGUGCUUCGGCAAGUGCAAAGGCUUGUUCGUGCCGGAGCUGUACACCAGCCCGAACGCAGCGUGCAUUCAGUGCAUGGACUGCAGACUCCUGUACCCGACCCACAAGUUCGUGGUGCACAGCCAUAAGGCGCAGGAGAACAGGACUUGCCACUGGGGCUUCGACUCGGCCAACUGGAGGGCGUACAUACUCCUGGGCCAGGAUUACACAGAGAAAGAGGAGAAGGCCCGUCUGGAGCUCUUCCUGGACGAUAUUAAGGAGAAAUUCGACUUCGCCAACAAGUACAAGAGAAAAGCAUCAUCCAAGGUGUCUGAUUCCAUCCCAAUGAAAAAGUCGAAACAUGAAGACCUCUCAUCACAGUCUCCCCUGGCUGACAAAGAGAAGCAGCAUGACUGGUUGCAGUCCCUGUCUGCUCCCAAAAAGGGGCUUAAUUGCAUUCAGCCCAGGCAGAGGCCAUCAGCUUUUAGACCCUGGUCCCCCCACAUCUCUGCUGGUGAUAAGGAGCCCUCCAGUAACCCGCUGGCCCUGCUGAGAGACAGCUUCUACAAUUACAGGAGCUUGGAAAAUGCAGUGGCUCCCAAUGUUGCCCUCACUCCGCUACCACUGGCGAAGGUAGGGUCUAUGUCCUCGUCAAUACAGAGCACCUCCCAUCCAAGUGGAAGUGAACCUCCAGGUGAGGGUGCACACCCCAAUACCAGGCCUCGCAAGAGAAGAGCCACAGAGGAGCUCCCAGCCCCAGUGCAAGAAAAUCCUGGCCCUUUGCCAUCAGCAGCCAGCAAACUGCAACUUCCUCAGGAUGACAAAGACUCUGAGGUGGAGAUCGAAGUGGAGAGCCGCGAUGAAUUUGCUUCAUCCAUAUCCUCCCUCUCGUCGCCAUCUUUCACCUCGUCCAGCAGCUCAGCCAAAGACUUGAGCCCGCCAGGUGCCCAAGGUCCUGUAUGCACAAUCACAUCGGUUGAAGGCACAGCCCCUGGAGUCACAUCCAUUACAGCACCAGUCCCUGCCACCCCUUUAGAGCCUGGACUGGAGUCAGAGCUGGAGAGCCUGAGGCAGGCGCUGGACAGUGGACUGGAUUCCAAGGAGUCAAAGGAGAGGUUUCUGCACGAGAUCGUGAAGAUGAGGGUGAAGCAGGAAGAGAAGUUGGGAUCAGCCCUGCAGGCCAAACGCAGCCUUCAACAGGAGUUGGAGUUCUUGCGGGUGGCCAAGAAGGAGAAGCUGCGGGAGGCGACCGAGGCAAAGCGCAACCUCAGGAAGGAAAUUGAGCGUCUGCGAGCUGAGAGUGAGAAGAAGAUGAAGGAAGCCAAUGAGUCAAGGAUCCGCCUGAAACGGGAGCUAGAGCAGGCCAGACAGCUGAGGGUCUGUGAUAAAGGCUGCGAGGCCGGACGACUCCGCGCAAAGUAUUCUGCACAGAUUGAGGACCUCCAGAUGAAGCUGCAACAUGCUGAGGCUGACCGUGAGCAGCUCCGAGCUGACCUGCUGCAGGAGCGAGAAGCUAGGGAGCACCUGGAGCGGAUGGUGAAGGAGCUACAGCAGCAACUCUGGCCCAAAUCAAGCAGCAACAAAGAUGGGACACCCAAGGACAUGCUCACUAACAACUAACCAAGCAGCCAACCUCACAAGCUUAAUCAUUUCCCCUUGUCACCAUGAUUGCUGCCCCCAAAAACAUCCCAUGGUUAUUUUAUAUCAUGACACAUUCAGGAGUCCUAGACCACACAUAAGUACCACUGUCCCAUGUUUGCCACCAACCACACAGAACAAAAGAAGUAAAAGACUUUGAGAAGAGAGAGAGAGAGAGAGAGAGAAGAAAUGAGAAGCUGUGUCCUUGUACAUGAAAAAUCUAGUGGUACCCUUGAUGAAUGAAUGAAAGCAUGCAUUUUCUGAAGCACGGACCUUCUGAACUCACAGAACUGUAAAAUGGAUCACAGUGAACAGAUCUAUAGUGCUCAGUGUGGUCGUGAUGGAUUUUCCUUGACAAGGACACAAGGGGAGACUUUUGGACUGUGGUAUAAACUGAUAAGUUGAUCAUAUAUCAGUUAUGCACCUGUUGGGAGGUGUUACAGCAAUUUAGCCAGGAGGGAAAGCAUCCACCACUGUCUCCUGCCACAAUGAAGCUGUAGGAGUUUGAAGACAUUAUAAGCUAUUUUAGAAAUUAUAUAGCGAUAUGUAAAGAAAACAAAAGAUUUUUUCUUUUUUCUGUGCUAUUGGAGUGUGAAACUUUAACAAGAUACACAAGAAUUAGAAAGAAGUAGAACAGAACAAAUGGACUUCCCACAGUGCCACAGGGGUUUUGUUGGUUUUUCAGGAAGCCAGCGCAGCCCAUUGAAUCCCCAAACCCUAGAUUGGUAUUGGAUAUAAAAACAUGUGAAGUUAAUCUUUUAACAUCCAGUAGGUCUCUGGUGACAUGUCUAAGAUUAGGUUUGGGUUUUGUUUCAGCUACAUGCUAAAUAGGCAAAUAUUCUGAGACUGGAAGAUGUUACAUUUCAAAUAAAGUCUCAAAAGAUUAUGGCAGUAUCGUUUGAAAAGGGGUGGAUGUUAACAGAUCCCUAACUCUAACCUUACAUGAGCCAACAAUUACCUGGUGGAUGUUUAAAAGGUAAAGGCACCUUUUAUUUUUAAUGAGCACUUUUUUGGAUGUUCUGUAUCCAGCAGUCUCUCUCACACAGGUUGCCAUUAUUAUUAUUAUUUUUGUUUGGGUCAAAACCCUGAAAUCUUUAUCUUCUAAAGAGAAAAUACUCCAGAUGUAAGUGUGGCCUUGUUUAACAGCAUGUUUUUACUCCAAUCUGUGAAGUCACAGCGGGCUGGGUGGAUACUCCUGUCAAUAAUCACAAAAUGUUCAUUUUAAUUAAAUUAAGGUAUGUACAUAUAAAUACGUUUUUUACUUUACAAUAAUAAAUCGCACUUUCUCAUGAGGAAAAAAACCCAUCGUACUCCCACUAUUUUCAGCAAUCUUUCUUUGAAAACAUCAUCAUAUACACAACUGCUACCAUAUGGCAUUUUGUUGAUUAUAUGCAUUUCCAAUAAGUACUGCUGCUCUGUUUUCAUAAGGCAAAGUAUUGUAAAUAAAGAAAAAAAAGUGUUGGGCAGCACAUUCUCCUGUCUGUGUAAAAUAAUUUGGGUACCCAAUCUAACAACACAAAGCUGAAUGGAUAUAGGAGCAUGAACAAAAAUUGUAUUCAGAAGCCGGAGGCUGUGAAUCUGCCACCACACUGUGGAUGCAAUACAACCGGAAUGUACAUUGUGUUAAUGCUAGUUUUCCUUUAAUUAUUGAUGUUGUUUUAAAUGUGAAGAUAUUUUAUUACUUGUCUGUUAUGUUGAAGUCUUUAUCUUCUAAGGAAAAAGAUUUCAACAUAAUUGUUAUGUUCACAUUUUUCAAUAGAAAACUCAUUUUCUUUAUGCAUGAAAUUUGAGAAAGUUUGCCAUACAUAUAGUCAGUUAUUGGGCACUGAUACUGUAAAUGUAAGGGUUUUAUUGUGUUAUGCAAUGUAAAGCAAUUUGUCUUAUUUAGAAAUGCUAUUGGGGGGGGGGGGGGGGGCAACAAACCGUAUAUUGUUCUUACGCAAAAAGAAAAAAAUCACACAUGUAAAAAGACGGCAAAAACAAAGGAAAAAAUAAUCAAUACAAUGCCGGACAACCUUAAGUGCCUGAACGUGGGCGACAGGUUUCAAGAGUAGGAAAACUGAAAGCUUAAGCUGUUAGAGAUGGGGGUAUCUCAUCAAUUUCCUGAUUGCAGGUGUCAAAUUAAAGAACCUUCCCUUGCUCGGCAGCUCUUUUUAAUCAGUGUUCCUAGAAUUAACCAGUUUACAGAAAUUUAUUUUUCAAUGCAGUGAACAAACUGAACAAAAGCUAAAAUGCUUCAGGCUUUUUUCUGAAUGAUUGUUCUUUUGUUUGUUUGUUUUUUUUCCCUUCGCUUGAAAUCAACAUGUGUAUGUUGAGACAAUUUUUCUAGAAGAAAAGCCACUUGCUUUGGUGAAUUGUUACUUUGGCUUGUUCAAAAAGACUUAAUGAGAACUUUGGCAGACCAAAAAUUGGUACAUUUUGUAGUUGUUUUUACAAAAUAGCUAAUGGCCUUACAUUGUGGUUUUCUACAAAUCAGGGGAAACAAUAACGAUAUUUGGCUUUUCGUUCUCCUGAAAUAAAAAAUAAUUAAAACAACUUAUUUUCUAAAGAACGAGGCAGCAAUAACACUCCAUAUUAAUAUACCAAUACUAGCCAGUGUGAAGAUUUGAAUAAGAAUUUACAAAUGUAAAUAUUUUUUCCUUUUAUAGUAUUGUAAUAAUAUAUGUACAUUGGUGUUUCCUUUUUCAAAAACAAUUUUUUUUCUUACAAUAGCUGUUUUGGGUUUGGGGGAUUUUUUGUUUGUAAUUUUGUGUUUUAAACUGAGAUGUUUCAAAAGCAGUUAAUGAAGUGGGUAAGAGAACGUUAGUCCAUCUCCUUUUUUUUUCUUUUUUUUUUUUUUUUUACUGUAGAGUCUUUAUAUUGAAUGACUUUUUUCCACCAAUCAUGUAUUUUUAACAGUGUGUUCAGUAUCUCAUAGCUGACCUGCAGUAUAGGUCAUACACACUAUACCAACUACACCACCUUGCAGAUCAUUUCCCCCUCAUCCUCAAGUAUCUUUUUAGCCCUGUGCUGCUGCUAAUACUAUAUACAGUACUAGAAAUAUUUUUAUGUAAGAAGUAAGCUUUCCCAUUUAUUAAUGCCACAUAUACAGUAUGAAAAAAGGCUUGGCUUAUCCAUCUGUUUCCCUUGUUUCUUUCAUCAUUUCUUGCCUUUUUCUUCCAAUGCCACCAUUCCCUUCUCUAACAACACGGACUAUAUUGUAAAGUAAAGGACUUUAUGAGAUUAUGUUUGAAAAUAGCUACGCUUAUAUACUACAGUGACUGAAUGUACAGUGUAUAGAUGCAUUACCAGAAAUAAAGUUGUUUGUCCA